AAAAAAAAGAUUAAAAAAAAACUCCGUACAGAGGGAACAACUAAACUGAAACUACUGAACCAGCUCGGUCCUUUACUCACACGUCUUUAUCAAAACAAGAUGAGCAAAUUAUUUUUGUUGCUUCUCUUCUGUCACGUUUCAUCACCAGUGAAACACACCCUGAAGUAUUUCGUAACUACAUAUUCUGGAGUCCCAAACUUCCCAGAGUUUGUGGCAGCUGCACUGGUUGAUGACCUUCUUGUGGGUUACUGCGACAGCAACAAAAACAUAGUAGAACCAAAACAGGACUGGAUGAAAAAAAUAUUCGAAGACGAUCCUCAGCACUUGAAGUUUUACACUGAAGAGUGUGUCGAGAAUCAGCCAAACUCCUUAAAAAACAGGAUGGAUAAUUUGAAGCAGCUCUUCAACCAAAGUGGAGGUGUCCAUGUUUUACAGAGGAUGAGUGGCUGUGAGUGGGAUGAUGAGACUGGAGAGGUUAAAGGUUUUAAUCAGUAUGGUUAUGAUGGAGAAGACUUCAUGGAAUUCGACCUGAAGACAUUGACAUGGAUCGCUCUGAAACCACAGGCUGACAGCAUCAAACUGAGAUGGGAUGCUGACAAUGCUAGAAUAAAAUAUAUUGAGAAUGACCUCACUCAGAUUUGCCCUGAGUUCCUGAAGAAGUAUGUGGCCUUUGGGAAGAGCUCUCUGCUGAGAACAGUCCUUCCCUCAGUGUCUCUCCUCCAGAAGACUCCCUCCUCUCCAGUCAGCUGCCACGCUACAGGUUUCUACCCUGACAGAGCCGUGAUGUCCUGGAGGAAAGAUGGAGAGGAGCUUCAUGAAGAGGUGGAGCACGGAGAGAUCCUCCCCAACCACGAUGGAUCCUUCCAGAUGAGUGUUGACCUGAAACUUUCAUCAGUCACACCUGAAGACUGGAGGAGGUACGACUGUGUGUUUCAUCUCUCUGGUGUGAAGGACGACAUCGUCACCAGACUGGACAAAGCAGUGAUCAGGACCAACUGGGAGAAGCCCAGUGACAUGACCGUCCCCAUCGUUGCUGCAGUGGUUGUUCUUGUUCUCGUCCUCAUCGCUGCCGCUGGAUUCAUUGUUUACAAAAGGAAGAAAGCCAAAUGCCCUCCAUCUUCUCCUGACAACGGCUCUGAGCUCUCUGAGGGACUGAAUCGGAGACCUGAACAAAACAAACAAACCAUCCUGCAUCCUGAAUUACUUCAUAUGGGAUGAGAAAACAGUAAAUUACUGUGACAUGCACUAUUCACACCAUUUAAACAUUUGAUGGUACUUUUUAAAGCAUUGUUGAUAAAUGAAUUCCUCUUUUUACAAAAUGUUACUAAAUCGUGGAUAUCUUCAGAAUCAGUGUGUUUUUCAGAAUCAGAAUUGCCAAGUAGUUUUACACAUAUGAGGAAUUUGCUUUGGUAUUCUGGAGCCUGACAAUAAACAUAGUAGAAAUAUAAAGAAGUAUAAAGAAACAUAAAGCAAGUACUGCAGGUCAAGAAUCGUAACUAUAAAAUUGACAAUAAGAUAUUAAAGAAUACUAAAACAAAAACAUUAUAAGAAAAUAAUAAUAAAUAAUAAAGAAUAUGUAAAAAAUGACAAUAUGUUAUUUAAAUUACAGGGUGUGCAAUGUGUAACAUAUUUGAGUGUGAAUGUGCAAUAGUUUAAAGUAUUACUACACUAUAACAGGGGGGGUCUUGUUGAUGAGGCCAGCUGCAGACGGAAAUAAUGUAAUUUAGGCAUUUUGUGGUUAAAGUUCUGGUAACCCCAAUCCCUUGUGGUGUGUAGACUUAGAGAUAGUUUGGCUUUUAUUUGCAAUGGAGUUGGAUGGAAUUUAACUUGUGGUGUUCUUAAACAUAAGUAUGAAAGAUAAGGAAUGUAUUGUAUUUUGUAUGAUUUUAGUGUGUACAUGAUUUUGUGUGUAUGCGAUUCACAUGUAAUGUUUUGUCUCUUUUAUUCUCAGCACAUUCAUGCAGUGUUCUUUCAAAUAUUUUUAUAUACAUAUAUUUUACAUAAAUGUUUAGAAUAACUACAUUAAUUUAAAGAUAGGUUUUUGUUUUUUCUUUCUGUUGUAAACAUGUACAUAGAUGUUGAAUAGCAAUGUUCAAAAUCACUUCCUGUGUUGGAUUACAUAAAUGAAUGUCAAUCAAUUUGCACUGCUUUUACAUUCCUUUUGUAACAAUGUUUUUUUUUAAUAAAGUCUCCAUUAUUUCAAACAUGUUUAUUCAAA
Siniperca chuatsi (mandarin fish) is the source of this 2218-nucleotide messenger RNA. Its product is annotated as major histocompatibility complex class I-related gene protein-like. Lineage: Eukaryota; Metazoa; Chordata; Actinopteri; Centrarchiformes; Sinipercidae. Bases 100 to 1218 code for a protein of 372 amino acids. The transcript has 7 exons. Gene Ontology annotation, cellular component: external side of plasma membrane. The record is from RefSeq and is a predicted model, not a curated record. Gene Ontology annotation, biological process: immune response.